Messenger RNA from Suillus discolor, 696 nucleotides. RefSeq lists its product as uncharacterized. NCBI's taxonomy places the organism in Eukaryota, Fungi, Basidiomycota, Agaricomycetes, Boletales, Suillaceae. Bases 1 to 696 code for a protein of 231 amino acids. The transcript has 11 exons. The record is from RefSeq and is a predicted model, not a curated record.
AUGUGCUGUGCAAAGUGGACAUUUUUGCUUCGAUCGCACUGGAGCAAGAUGAAAGGCCUGUACAUUGUUACACGAUACCUCCCCUUUAUCAUUCUCGCUAUGGAUAUAUAUAGGGGAUUUACUCUGAAUGAAAACGCAGAUAAAUGCCUGGUGUUGGACAAUGCUGAACUAGGUCUUAACCUAGUAUUGGUCAUUUUCUCCAAAUGUAUCUCUUGUUCCCCCAUACUAUGUCCAUGCUCUGCACCUUUUUCAUGCAUCAACCAGACUUUUAUUGGGGCCUCCACCGGCCUUACCUUCGCUACUACUACUCCCGCAACAUAUCCAACUAGCGCAAUCCCAGGCCUCACAGGGUGCUACCAAAGUUCCACCACUUUCCGGUUCUUCAUACCAUUUCUUCUCUUUUCCAUGUUCGAUCUGGGUGUUCUCCUCAGUUCUCGUAAUCCUCACGCUCAUACGCGCCAUACACAGCUGGCAGAUAAACCCAAAUUGACUCAUAUUAUGCAUGCGGUCUUUUGUUCUUGGUGGCGAACAUAUUCACAUCACUGCUCCUCCAUUUUCCAGUUCAUGAUCCUUGCGACCCUCGCCAUGCGCAUGCACCUCCAUCUCUGGCAGAUGAACCAACAUCCACACAGCUCUAGUGCCCUAGUGCAUAUUCCAAUGUCCGACAUCUCAUUUGCAAAUCCCACCACGGCGUGA